Zingiber officinale is the source of this 804-nucleotide messenger RNA. Its product is annotated as CTD nuclear envelope phosphatase 1B-like. Gene Ontology annotation, molecular function: phosphoprotein phosphatase activity. The annotation marks the transcript as partial. The record is from RefSeq and is a predicted model, not a curated record. The transcript is spliced from 5 exons. Lineage: Eukaryota; Viridiplantae; Streptophyta; Magnoliopsida; Zingiberales; Zingiberaceae.
CGUUUGCAGGUUGUACUUGAUUUGGAUGAGACUUUAGUUUGGGCAUAUGAGACAUCUAGUCUUCCGUCUGCAGUUCGUAUGCAGUCCAUUGAAGCUGGUCUAAAGUGCUUUGAACUAGAAUGUAUAUCUUCAGAAAAGGAUGCCAAUGGAAGACCAAAGGUCAACCAUGUCACUGUGUUUGAACGUCCUGGUUUGCACGAAUUCUUAAAACACUUUAGUGAAUUUGCAGAUCUUAUUCUUUUCACAGCUGGCCUUGAAGGUUAUGCUAGUCCUGUUAUUGACAGAAUAGACGCUGACAAAAAAUUAAGUCAUCGGCUAUACAGGCCUUCGACUGUGAGCACGGAACACCGAGAACAUGUCAAAGACCUUACUUGUGUAUCGAAAGACCACUCCCGCACGGUUAUUGUCAACAACAAUCCAUUUAUCUUCUUGCUUCAACCUUCCAAUGGAGUACCAUGCGUGCCAUUCUUUGCAGCACAGCCUUGUGAUAACCAGCUCAUGGAAGUCAUUCUUCCCCUUCUGAAGCAACUUUCAUUUCAGAAGGAUGUCAGACCUGUUCUAUAUGAAAAGUUUCACAUGCCCGAAUGGUUUGAACACCAAGGAAUCCCCUCCAUAAACCUUAGUCUGUGAGACAUCAUCGAAUUCCUGCUUCGAAGCUCCUCUUACUGGAAUGCACACUAAGUAUUUUAAUACACACAACGCAGGAACCCUAAUUCAAGGGGGGUCCCUGCUUGUAGAUAAUGAUUGGAAGAAUCUCCUGAGCGUCAAGGAGUGUCGAAGGACCAAGAUUUUAUGGCUCGAAGG